Messenger RNA from Oxyura jamaicensis (ruddy duck), 2603 nucleotides. RefSeq names its product core histone macro-H2A.1. The transcript is spliced from 10 exons. Gene Ontology annotation, biological process: nucleosome assembly. Gene Ontology annotation, molecular function: protein heterodimerization activity; DNA binding; structural constituent of chromatin. The record is from RefSeq and is a predicted model, not a curated record. Lineage: Eukaryota; Metazoa; Chordata; Aves; Anseriformes; Anatidae. Bases 173 to 1291 code for a protein of 372 amino acids. Gene Ontology annotation, cellular component: nucleosome.
CGUUCCCGUUGGCCCCGCGGGCGCAGCGCAGGCAGCGGGAGCGGGGCGGCCGCCGGCAGACAUCUUGCGGCCGGGACCGCGCCAUGUGAUCCUGUAGCUCUAAAUGUAAUCAUCUCUUUGCUGAGUGCAGUUAAUACACCAAGAGCGUUGUUCCAGACCCAAUACAGCCAAAAUGUCCAGCAGGGGUGGGAAGAAGAAGUCAACCAAGACUUCGCGCUCUGCAAAGGCUGGGGUCAUAUUCCCUGUUGGAAGAAUGCUGCGUUACAUUAAGAAAGGCCACCCGAAGUACAGAAUUGGUGUAGGUGCUCCAGUGUACAUGGCUGCUGUACUGGAAUAUCUGACUGCGGAAAUUCUGGAAUUGGCUGGAAAUGCAGCAAGGGACAACAAGAAGGGUCGAGUCACUCCUAGACACAUCCUGUUGGCUGUAGCAAAUGAUGAAGAAUUAAAUCAGCUAUUGAAAGGGGUCACCAUAGCCAGUGGUGGAGUGUUACCCAAUAUUCACCCAGAGCUGUUGGCAAAGAAGCGGGGGUCAAAAGGAAAACUGGAAGCCAUCAUCACUCCACCUCCAGCAAAGAAGGCAAAGUCUCCAUCACAGAAAAAAACUGUAUCAAAGAAAACAGGCGGCAAGAAAGGGGCAAGGAAAUCCAAGAAGAAGCAGGGAGAAGUGAGCAAAUCAGCCAGUGCUGACAGUACAACAGAGGGAACUCCUGCAGAUGGUUUCACAGUCCUGUCCACAAAAAGUCUGUUUCUUGGCCAGAAGCUGAACCUUAUUCACAGUGAAAUCAGUAAUUUAGCCGGCUUCGAGGUGGAGGCCAUUAUCAAUCCCACCAAUGCUGACAUUGACCUUAAAGAUGACCUAGGGAGCACUUUGGAAAAGAAAGGCGGCAAGGAGUUUGUGGAAGCUGUCAUUGAGCUUCGGAAAAAGAACGGGCCCUUGGACAUAGCUGGAGCUGUUGUCAGUGCUGGCCACGGAUUGCCUGCAAAAUUUGUGAUCCACUGUAAUAGCCCAGGCUGGGGCUCAGACAAAUGCGAGGAGCUGCUGGAAAAGACAGUGAAGAACUGCUUGGCUCUGGCUGAUGAAAAGAAGCUGAAAUCAAUUGCGUUUCCUUCAAUUGGCAGUGGCAGAAAUGGUUUCCCAAAGCAAACGGCUGCCCAGCUGAUCCUGAAAGCCAUCUCCAGCUAUUUUGUGUCAACAAUGUCCUCUUCAAUCAAGACGGUGUACUUCGUGCUCUUCGACAGUGAGAGUAUAGGGAUAUACGUGCAGGAAAUGGCCAAACUAGAUGCCAACUGAGCAUAGGAAGCUAUAGUACCAGCUCCCUUCUACCCAUCUUCUUCCCAAAAUCCUUAACUCAUUGUGAAGCAGAGCAUCCCUUAUUUUAAAUUUUGCUCAUCUAGGGAAAUAAAGGUGGUUUUAUGGAUUCGUUUUAGUUUUAUUUUGUUUUUUGUUUUUUUUUUUUUUACUUUCCAAAAUGUUUUAUGUUGGCACUGAUAGUUGGCAUUACUGCUGUUAAUGCACUGUAUACCAGGCAUCGUCUGAACUUAGUGUAAUCUAGGAGAUUUUAUAGUUUUAUUUUAAUGAAGUAUGGUUGAAGCAGAAAGCUGUUAGGAAUAUGUAGUCUUUUACUUGUGAAAGAAACAGGCCGACCCUCUUUUGUAACUGUGUUGUGGUGCUUUAUCAAUACAUUGAGUGGCGUUCCUUUCAUUUUUUAAAAGAACAGAUGCUAUAAACUUAAUUUGUGUUUGUUUAUUGUCUUAAUGAUAAAUCUGGAAGAAAAGAUACAGAAACCCUGUUGUUCUUAAUUAUAUUUACAAUUUUGAAAUUGUGUGAAUUUAGUAAAAUGUUUGAACUGUUGCUGUUGGUGUACUCGAAUUAAUUUUUCUCUUAAACAUCUUUAUUUUAUGAAUUCUGAAAAGGUAGCUGUGAGAAGGAUGAUGAAACACCAGAUCUGAACUGGCAGCCUGGAAACUGGUUUGGAGAGGCUGGGCAUCUUACGUGUACUGGCUGGAUGACUUCCUGCUUGGUGACAUUCACACCUGAACUUUCUGCAGUGAGCAUUCAGACCUUCCUGUUGGUGCUUCAGAUCCUCCUGUUCAGAAUCUGACUUAAUGGGCUCUUUAUUUUGAGAGGUCCCAGCCUUUUAUAUCAAGUAAGGCCUAGGUUGUUUUUUUUUUGAACUAGUUCCAAUCAUUGAAUAUUGGCUUGUUUGAAGCUAUUUUGUAUUUUUUCCAAAUCUUUAUGAGCCCAGUUUGUACUGGUUGCCAUAUAGUUUGCACAGCUGAAAUCCAUACCAACAUAAACCUUACGGAAGCCACUUGGUUUUGUACUUUGAGAAAGAAGAGGUUACAUGUUCAAAAGCUAUUGCAUAUGAAUGCUCUCUCUGAAGAGGAAGCUCUUCCUUUGAAGUCUUUAGCCUACUUUCUAUGUAGUAGGCAUACGUUUUCGAUUUCUACGGAAAACUUCAUUUGCUGAUGAAGGAAUGCUUCACAUCCAUCCUGGGGUGAUCCAGAGCAACAAGUGGAUGAAAUUUGACUGACUGUUAGCAGUAAGCUCAGGACUCCAUAUAUGUAUCCUCAAUAUCAAAUAUUAAAAACAUGUAGUUUAA